Dicrocoelium dendriticum is the source of this 2151-nucleotide messenger RNA. NCBI's taxonomy places the organism in Eukaryota, Metazoa, Platyhelminthes, Trematoda, Plagiorchiida, Dicrocoeliidae. The record is from the annotation of a GenBank genome assembly.
CUCGUGUUCCCUCUGCUGGUCCCAUUUCCCGGUUCACCUCUCGCCCUAGCGAUGGCGAAGUGCUAUGAUUAUCUGUUUAAGUUGCUUCUAAUUGGAGACUCUGGAGUCGGGAAGACUUGUUUACUUUUCCGAUUUUCCGAUGACGAGUUCAAUUUGACUUUUAUUGCAACUAUAGGAAUUGAUUUCAAAAUUAGGACUAUUGAAAUUGACGGCAAAAAGAUUAAAUUGCAGAUAUGGGACACUGCUGGUCAGGAACGAUUUCGUACUAUUACCACAGCUUAUUAUCGUGGAGCAAUGGGUAUCAUGCUUGUUUACGACGUCACGAAUGCCAAGUCUUUCCAAAAUAUUCGACUGUGGAUGCGCAACAUUGAUCAGCAUGCAAAUCAGGAUGUGGAGAAGAUGCUACUUGGGAACAAGUGCGAUGCAGUGGACCAACGACAGGUUACAACUGAGGAAGCAAAGGAGUUCGCCGAUUCUUUCUCGAUCCGUUUCCUUGAGACAAGCGCCAAGUCUGGAGCCCGAGUGGAAGAAGCGUUCCGGUCGCUGGCCAAAGAUAUUAAAACAAAAAUGGAAAAGAAAAUGGGAACUGCCGGUCCACCGAAACAGGACUUGAAAAACAUAAACAGCGGUCGGCACAAACGUUCCCUAUGGAAGUGCGCCCUUUUAUGACUGCCCGCUUUUUUUACUAUGCUCAUCCGCGCAUCUCUGCAUGCUUACACUGUGACCCAAAACGAAGUUUGCAUCGUGACGGUGAGAAGUACUGCACGAAUUUGGCAUCUCACCUACGCGCGUGUUUGUGCCUUCGAACCAGUUUAUUUGCUCUCCAUUUCGGCAACUUACGUCCAACUGUUUGCGUACAUGGAAUCAAAGCUGAUUAUCUUAUCUUCUAGUAUCACAUUACGGUGUACUGUAUCCGUCUCCUGUGAAAUGUUUAUGAUUUUCACGCGUUAUGCACCAUGAAUGUAUGCGGGUCAAACAUCAGAGAUAGUCUAGCCUCUUUUGCUGGGCAGUUUCUCAUCCACUCGUGCUUGUCGAAAACGCGAUUCUUCGUGUAUCACACAUGGUCACCUACGAAGCCACACGGUUGUUCAUUUUGACUUCAUCCCCUCUGUUUUAUCAUUUCUAUCAGUGUGCUUCAGUUAUCCAUUAGUAAGCUGAUGAGCCUAUCCCUUGUACAUAACCAAAACAUCCGCUAAAGUUGUGAUGUCAUUAUUGCACGAUUAACACUUUUUCAGCUUAUUGCGCUUUCUAGUUUCUCCAAUUUUCUUCGUUAUUUUCAACUCCACUGCCUUCCCACAAUUGUACCACAGACCUUUUCUCUCAUGAGUAUGCUAUUUCGAUUUAUAAUUUUCUCGCUUAUGCAACAAGUCCUUUUCCUCUCUUCUCUCGAUUUGGGGCUACGUGAGUCAUUUCUAGACACAUCUAGAGGCAAAUUUACUUCCUAAUUUGAGCGAGUUUCUGUUAUUUUCUUUCGGACACACUCUUUAGCCUCAGUCUUCCAUCCUGCUGCCAUCUCUUCUGUAAUCAAUUCCUUCCAUCUGCUACAUCGUCGCCCUAUUCAUCCGAGGCUGUAAGCUUCCGGUCAGUGAUUGUUUCAGCGCAUUUAGCUUGUUACUCGUGUUUUCCUCUGUCUCUCGCCUAGUUCUCCAAUAAUGGUUCCCUUCUCUGAAACAUCGCGCACGUGCUUUCUUUAUUAGCAACAUCGCUUCGUCUUCACCAGUCUGUUCCCGGACUUGAUUUCGACGUCAUUUUCGUCCUUAUCAUCUGUAACAUUUACUAAGCUCUUCGACCUUGAUGGUUUGCAAGAACGUACCACUUGCAUCUAUCUGAUUGAUCUACUCUAAUAUUUUAUCAGCGACUCAAGUGUUGAACUGUCUCCGACCAGAUUUUGGUUCGCUCCUGUUUUAUUUCUUUACUCGUUUGUGUUCGGCACAUUGUUACCACAAACUCAUUUUUUAGGGCUGAUUGCUCCAGAAGAAGCUGCUAUUUAUGUUCCCUUCCGCAUCGGCUCGUUUGAAUUAUUUUAGUCGAUUCGAUUCAAUUCGGAUCGCUUGUCAAAGUGUACUGGACCCAACUUCCUUGGCUUAGGUCUACAUUUGCAUUAACCAUAUGAUUAUAAUUGUUAUUCAAGUGGGAUAGUCAAAAGGCAGC